Penicillium macrosclerotiorum is the source of this 1344-nucleotide messenger RNA. RefSeq names its product NUDIX hydrolase. Gene Ontology annotation, molecular function: hydrolase activity, acting on acid anhydrides, in phosphorus-containing anhydrides. NCBI's taxonomy places the organism in Eukaryota, Fungi, Ascomycota, Eurotiomycetes, Eurotiales, Aspergillaceae. The record is from RefSeq and is a predicted model, not a curated record. Gene Ontology annotation, cellular component: mitochondrion. The transcript has 3 exons. Bases 1 to 1344 code for a protein of 447 amino acids.
AUGGCGCGGCUUAAGUCGGCUACUCCCGAUGUGGCCAAGGCGGACGCGGGGUACAAGGAUAUGCCUAGGCUCUCGGGUCAAUCGCGGCUUGACUAUAAACACCCUCCAAGCGAAGAAGUUUGGUGUUGGGAGAUGUCUGCAAUCAAUCUAGGGUGCCUUUGCAGCCGUUGGUUACCUCCUAGAUUGAGUUCAUCCCUGUCGACUCCAAUCACUCUGCCGGAUCAUCGCGUCGCGCGUGCCUGGCUUCCCCCUUCACAAACCGAAGAGGCUCCGUCCGAUUUCAUACCGCGACUUCUACCCCAAUAUCAGGGCCCAAGACCGACAGAAUGGCGCACACUAAGGGCGAUGGCCAAGACAAAAAACAGCCUGCGGUUCCUCGACCCAGUUCCAGUCUCUCCAAAGAACGAGAUCUUGCUGCUCCAUCGCGUGCAGACCUCUAGCUCUUUUGCCUCUGCUCAUGUGUUUCCCGGCGGAAAUUUGUCCGACCAAGAUGGGCCUUGCCCGCCUCCAGAGGACCAUUCCCGACACGAAGACGGUCCUCAUUAUCGUCGUGCAGCCAUCCGAGAGCUUUUUGAAGAAAGCGGCAUUCUUCUCGCUAGGAAUGGGGGCUCUGGGAAGAUGCUCGCUGUCGACGAAGCGGGCAGAGACCAAGGCCGAAGACUCAUCCACCAGAACCAGGUGACAUUCGAAACCUGGCUUGGACAGCAGAACGAAAAUGCUGAGCCUGAUAUAGAUCGAUUGAUUCCUUUCACACGUUGGGUGACACCGACCAAUGUUCCCAAACGCUAUACAACCCAGAUGUAUCUCUACUUCAUGCCAUUGCCCGUUAAUAUUAAUACGAAUCUGCUGAAGGAACUACCAGCAGAAGGCGAGCGCGAGGAAAUCCAGGUUCCCACCAGCGACGGCGGCAUCGAGGUCACCGAAGCCCAAUUUCUUCCGGCAUCGGAAUGGCUUCGUCGUGCACAGAGCGGAGAGAUUAUUCUUUUCCCUCCGCAAUUCCUCCUGCUACAUCUAGUAUCGGAAAUUAUGGAUAAGGAGCCGCGGGCAGGCAUUUCUAUUGAGGAAAUGGAGAAGCGGCGAGCAGCACUUGUAGAAUUUGUGCACUCUGGCUCACCCGCUUGGACGCACAAGUGUAUAUCACCCAAGAUGAUGAAAAUGACUGAUGACGGUCGAGCCGUUCUAGCCCUAGAUGAGCCAGGGCCCGAGCUGAAGGGAUCUGCUAGACGGGGCGAGUCAGACUAUGUAGUUCUAGUUCGAUUCAAGAAGGGCAGUGCAAGGGAAGUAACAGUGGCUUGGAAAAGGGAUGUUUUCCGUGAAGGGCGGGAAGAUCGGAGUAACCUGUAA